Cladophialophora carrionii CBS 160.54 is the source of this 1203-nucleotide messenger RNA. RefSeq lists its product as uncharacterized. The transcript has 3 exons. The record is from RefSeq and is a predicted model, not a curated record. Lineage: Eukaryota; Fungi; Ascomycota; Eurotiomycetes; Chaetothyriales; Herpotrichiellaceae. Bases 1 to 1203 code for a protein of 400 amino acids.
AUGCCCGCCUACGCCGCAGCGCGAGGCUGUCGCCGAGCUGCUGCUCGUAUCGCCGAUACCGCUCAGCGGCCUCGACCUCUCCUCUUCGAGAAAGCGCCGAAUCACGCCCAGGGUCGAAGCAACGUCACCGAAGAGACUCGCUAUAAUCACAAGCCCCGGGUCCAUCAGCCCUUCGCUCAACAGCAUUACUCGCUCCAGGUUCCCGAAUCCGCUCGGAUGGUCCAGUCGGGCCGAGACCAGCGGGUGUCUCUUUAUAAAGCCACCACCGUCGCAAACCCGCUACUCCAAGAUAUGGCAACACAGGAUCCCCACGAGCCACCGCCGGCGCGGCACCUCAUUCUGUCCUUUGACCUACGUGACAAGUUCAACCCCUUGAAUGAUCCCGAAAAUCGAGACACUCUCCGUAGCAUAUUUCCCCUACGCACCCUACCCCCGAAACCGUGGCCACUUAGCAUCGCCGGUGUUCCACUUUACCUCCACCUGGGGCUCGGUCAAAAUCCUCUACCACCACCAAGGCCUGUCCGUCGCAAGAAUGGCUCCAUCGCUGAAGACCAAGAUGGGCAAGAUAUGGAGAAUUGGGAGCCGCUCUUCCUUGCUGUAAAGGGCCACUUCCAGGACGUCGGCAUCCCGAUUACAGAGGUCAUGUACCUUGGCAACGUCGUGUUCAUUGUCUUGAAGCACCGGGAUACUGAUAUCAACAAACUGCCGUGCCGCGCAGCGAAGAUCGGCUGUUCCUACUUGUUCGACGACGAGAUGGGAAGACCGUCGGCACCACACGCUCGGCGCCUUUCUGAUCCUGCUCCGAGGAACCGGGACGUUAGCCAAUACGACACUCUGCAGCCAGGUUUGAGGGUGGCAUCUUCCUACCAGUCAGGCAACUCCGGUACCUUUCUCUCAACAACGACUGGCGUUCUUCUGAAGGAUGGAGCGGGCAACGAGUUCAUGACUGUGGCCGCGCAUGGCUUCCCCAGCGAAUGUGGGACGCAAGUUUUCCACGCAUCCCCCGGUACCGGCCGCGGCAUUGGCGAGGUCGUCAUGGAAGUCUCUCACACAGACAUCGCCCUCGUCAAGUUGAGGGACACGGAAACAUUCUCCAACGUCACGUUCCAGAGCGAUAAAAUCCAAGAGCCUAUCCAGCUCAAGCAGUUGGUUUCAGCUAGAGACCACCAACGCUUCGGUUCGAUUUUGCCUCGAUACGCCUGA